Molecule: messenger RNA, 708 nt
Organism: Solanum verrucosum
Lineage: Eukaryota; Viridiplantae; Streptophyta; Magnoliopsida; Solanales; Solanaceae
Exons: 2
Coding region: 1-708 (235 amino acids)
Source: RefSeq, a predicted model, not a curated record
AUGACAAAUGUGGAAAUAAGGAUGGAUCUCCAAACAUUGACUCGUGCUUUAACGGCUCAAGUCACUAGGGAUGCUAGAGUUCAAGUGAACCCUAGUGCAAGUACAACCGCUUCAAGGAUAACGAAUUUCACAAGAAUGAAUCCCCCUAUGUUCUAUGGCUCCAAGAUGGAGGAAGACCCACAAGGGUUUAUUGAUGAAGUGUUUAAGGUGCUUGAUGCUAUAGGAGUGUCUCUCCAAGAGAAGGUGGAACUAGCCGCCUAUCAAUCGAAGAAUGUGGCUCAAGUUUGGUAUGAGCAAUGGAAGGAUGAGAGACCCGCAAUGCUCAUCCCAAGUAUGAAUAUUUCACGUCCUAUGGUUCAUGCCAAACAAAUUGAGGAACAAAAGCUCAAGCAAGUGAAUAGACAAGUGAAGAGGGCAAGGACCGAUGAUCGAAAUUCUUCCAAAGGUAAAUUUGAGAGUCAAGGUAAACCAAGGUUCAAGAGAAGGUUCUCCAACCAAGGUUCCUCUAAUGCUCCAAGGGUCAACAAAUAUAGGGUGCCUAACCCUAAGCUUCAAGGAGGCAAUAGUGGUGGAUCUUCAAUGACAAGGCCUACUUGUGCCAAGUGUGGCAAGAAACAUGAGGGGAAGUGCCUUGUUGGCACGGAUGGUUGUUUUCAUCGUGGGAAGAGUGGUCAUAUGAUAAGAGAUUGUCCCAUGCUUAAAGUUUAA